AAAAUCACAGAAGAAUAAUUACUUUGAGCAGUCGGACGGAGAGGAUAUAAUUUAAUGGUUUUGGAGCUCAACACUGACAAAAUUGCUCAUUUGAAGCCGAAUUGAUUCUUGCAAGGCUGAAAGUUAGUCUUUGGUGGCGUGCAUGUCUGGAAAAAGCGUAUGAGACACUGAUAGCAUUGCACAGACAGCUGGCGGGGAAGAAUGUCUGGAAGUGUUGUGUUAGCUGUUAUCUAGCUAACGUUAGCACUAGCCAACUGACUAGCUAACUAAAUCGUCACAUUCACUGAGCAGGAACUCAUUGCCUUAUUACACUUGUCUUGCAACAUUUAAUUCGUGGAAACGCUCGAGCAUCACUGGUGCUUUUUUUGUGGAUACAGGAAGAACUUUCCAAUCCACACGACCAUUGCCUCAAACCUGUAGUUCACGAACAUGAUCAAAUUCAUUUACCGUAUCAAUGCAUGAAAUCAAGAUGAACAGGAAGAAGGACAAGGGAUUUGAGAGCCCGCGGCCUUUUAAAUUGACUCACCAGGUUGUCUGCAUCAACAACAUCAACUUCCAAAGAAAGUCUGUGAUUGGCUAUGUGGAGCUGACCAUCUUUCCAACUGUGGUCAACCUGAACCGGAUCAAGCUCAACAGCAAGCAGUGCAGGAUCUACAGGGUCAGAGUCAACGACCUAGAAGCACCAUUCAUUUACAAUGACCCUACUCUAGAGGUCUGCCACCAUGAGUCCAAGCAGAGGAACCUGAACUAUUUCUCCAGUGCCUACACAGCAGCAGUCAGUGCUGUGGACCCAGACGCAGGACACGGGGAACUGGUCAUCAAAGUGCCCUCUGAGCUGUGGAAGCAAGGAGACGAGAUGAAUGUGCUGAAGGUGUACAUAGAGUUCUCUCUAGACCAGCCUAAAGGAGGCCUUCACUUUGUGGUGCCUGACGUAGAGGGGAGCAUGGCUGAGAGAGGAGCACACGUCUUCUCCUUCGGAUACCAGAACUCCACAAGGUUCUGGUUCCCCUGUGUGGACUCGUACUCUGAGCUGUGCACCUGGAAGCUGGAGUUCACAGUGGAUGCAUCUAUGGUGGCUGUGUCCUGUGGGGACUUGGUAGAGACUGUCUACACCCAUGACAUGAGGAAGAAGACCUUCCACUAUGUCCUCCCCAUCCCCACCGCGGCCCCCAACAUCUCACUGUCUGUCGGGCCCUUUGAGAUCCUGGUUGACCCCUACAUGCAUGAGGUGACCCACUUCUGUUUGCCCCAGCUCCUGCCCCUGUUGAAACACUCCAUGUCGUACCUGCAUGAGAUCUUUGAGUUCUACGAGGAGAUCCUGACCUGUCGAUACCCCUACUCCUGCUUCAAGACUGUGUUUGUGGACGAGGCCUACGUCCAGGUGUCUUCGUACGCUUCUAUGAGCAUCUUCAGUACUAAUCUGCUGCACAGUGCCAUGAUCAUAGACCAGACCCCCCUGACCAGACGGUGUUUAGCUCAGGCCCUGGCACAGCAGUUCUUUGGCUGCUUCAUCUCCAGGAUGUCAUGGGCUGAUGAGUGGGUGCUGAAGGGGAUCUCUGGCUACAUCUAUGGUCUGUACCUGAAGAAGACCUUUGGAGUGAACCAGUACCGCCACUGGAUCAAAGAGGAACUGGACAAGAUGGUGGAGUAUGAGCUGAAGAUGGGGGGAGUUCUGUUACACCCAACCUUCGGUGGAGGCAAAGACAAGGACAACCCAACCCCUCACCUCCACUUCUCCAUCAAGCACCCUCACACCCUGUCCUGGAAGUACUACAAGAUGUUCCAGUGUAAAGCCCACCUGGUCAUGAGGCUCAUCGAGAACAGGAUCAGCAUGGAGUUCAUGCUGCAGGUGUUCAACAAGUUACUAAGCCUGGCCAGUACAGCCUCCUCCCAGAAGUACCAGUCACACAUGUGGAGUCAGAUGCUGGUAUCCACCCACAGCUUCCUCAAGUCCAUCUCCAACGUGUCGGGGAAGGACAUAGGGCCCCUCAUCAAGCAGUGGGUAGACCAGAGUGCAGUGGUGAAGUUCUUUGGUAGUUUUGCCUUCAACAGGAAACGGAACGUUCUAGAACUGGAGAUCCGACAGGACUACACCUCCUCUGGAACACAGAAAUAUGUGGGCCCCAUCAAGGUGACAGUCCAGGAGCUGGAUGGAUCCUUCAACCACACUCUACAGAUAGAGGAGAACAGCCUGAAGCACGACAUUCCCUGCCACUCAAAGAGCAGACGAAACAAGAAGAAGAAGAUACCUUUGAUGAACGGGGAGGAGGUUGACAUGGACCUGUCUGCUAUGGAUGCGGAUUCUCCCUUGCUGUGGAUCCGGAUCGAUCCGGACAUGUCCAUCCUGCGUAAGGUGGAGUUUGAGCAGGCAGACUUCAUGUGGCAGUACCAGCUCCGGUAUGAGCGUGACGUAGUGGCCCAGGAGGAGUCUAUUUUAGCCCUGGAGAAGUUCCCCACCCCAGCCUCCCGUCUGGCCCUCACUGACAUCCUAGAACAGGACCAAUGCUUCUACAAGGUCCGCCAGGGUGCCUGCUUCUGCCUCGCCAAGAUUGCUAACUCCAUGAUGAGCACAUGGACGGGUCCUCCAGCCAUGAAGUCUCUGUUCACCAGGAUGUUCUGCUGUAAGAGCUGUCCCAACAUCGUCAAGACCAACAACUUCAUCAGCUUCCAGAGCUACUUCCUACAGAAGACCAUGCCUGUAGCCAUGGCUCAACUCAGAGACAUCCAGAACCUCUGUCCCAAAGAUGUCCUCAACUUCAUCCUGGACCUCAUCAAGUACAACGACAACAGGAAGAACAAGUUCUCUGACAACUACUACCGUGCUGAGCUGAUUGAUGCUCUGACCAACUCCCUGACCCCGGCCAUCAGCAUUAGUAACGAGGUCCGCACCGUGGACAACCUCAACGGAGACGUACGCCUCAUCCUGGAGGAGAUCACACGCUUUCUUAACAUGGAGAAACUACUGCCCAGCUACCGCAACACCAUCACUGUCAGUUGUCUCAGAGCUAUCCGGAUGCUUCAGAAGAAUGGCCAUAUUCCCAGUGACCCCUCUCUGUUUAAGUCCUAUGCAGAAUACGGACACUUUGUGGAUGUGCGUGUCGCAGCACUGGAAGCUGUGGUGGACUACACAAGAAUUGACAGGAGCUCCGUGGAACUGCAGUGGCUGCUCAACAUGGUCCAGAAUGACCCCGCUCACUACAUCAGACACAAGAUCCUGAGCAUGCUGGGUAAAAACCCUCCCUUCACCAAAGCAGCCGAGUCUCCACUCUGCAACGAGGCUCUGGUUGACCAGCUGUGGAAACUCAUGAACUCAGGUACGUCUCAUGACUGGCGAUUGCGGUGUGAUGCGGUGAACCUUUACUACACUCUGUUUGGUCUGACGCGCCCCUCCUGCCUGCCCCUGCCCGAGCUGGGCCUGGUACUCAACCUCAAGGAGAAGAAGGCCGUCCUCAACCCCACCAUCAAGCCUGAACAGGGGCCAGGCACCACAGAGAUAACUGGCAACACCAUGGGGGUUCACAUCCCCGUCAUGGGCUUUACUAGCAGUCUGGAUGAGGGCCUGAUCGCCAUGGAGACAGUGUCCAGCGUGUCUAUGUCCAGUGGUGUCGCCCCACUUCCUCAGGGUCUGAAGAGAAAGUUGGACAGUGGAGUUGGACCACUGGGCUCCUCUCCACCGGAGCCAGGCCAGGUACUGCAGGAAGAGGACAGCAGUAAAAAAUUCAAGAUCAGAUUCAACACCAUGGAGGAGGAUGAAAUUGACAUGGAGAGUCCCCAUGACAGUCAGGCGUUCAUCCACCACCACCUCAACAUCCUGGAGAGGCCUUCCACACCAGGUAAGGAACCUCCAGUCGUGGACCAGGCUGUCCUCUCCCUGCCUGUCACCCCCUUACCUUCCUUCAGCAAAGAGUCCACUUCUUCCUCCAAACACAGCACUGACCACCACCACCACCACCACCACGAGCACAAGAAGAAGAAGAAGAAGAAGCACAAACACAAACACAAGCACAAGCACGACAGUAAAGACAAGGACAAGGAGAGGGACUCCCAUGCCUUCAGUAACAGCCCUGCUAGUGGACGCUCCAUGAGGUCUCCAUCCAUGUCUGACUAGAACACAGCGCUGCUUCCUGGUUGGUCCUUCAGUAACAGCCCUGCUAGUGGACGCUCCAUGAGGUCUCCAUCCAUGUCUGACUAGAACACAGCGCUGCUUCCUGGUUGGUCCUUCAGUAACAGCCCUGCUAGUGGACGCUCCAUGAGGUCUCCAUCCAUGUCUGACUAGAACACAGCGCUGCCUCCUGGUUGGUCCAGAGCUAUGAAACACAGUAUCACCCGCAAGAGAGACUGAGCUGUAAAACAUCACCCUCAAGACUACAGACUCCAGCUGUCAGUCAGUGUUCCAACUCCUCUGAAUAGAGCUUACUGGUUUACUGCAUGUCAGUGCACUUCAGUCGGCUAGCCUGGAAUCCACACUAAAUAUUGUUCUGUUUCACUGUUUGAAUCUGAGCUAUAUUUAGUUUGGAUUUGGAAAAUGGAGCAAUAUUCAGUGUGGAUUCAAGGCUAGUCAGUGUAGGUGGAGGGGGAAAACGCGUGUAGCCUAACCUACAUUCUGUGACGUCAUCAUUAACCACACAGAGAGGCAGACCUGUGGGCCUCUCCAGAAGGAGCCCUUUAGUUUUAAAAGUCUCCCAUCACCACACACACACACACGCACACACUUCUGGCUAUGCCUGAGCCUUUCUGUCUCCUACCAUCAUCAACAACAUGUUCAGUUAGUGGCUGGGCUCACAAGGGAACCUCUUCAGCCUGUUGAGGACGUAACCGGUCUCAGACUGCCACUAGUCUUUCCCCAGGUUUUAUAACGUCACCCUGGACAUUGAAUUACAGGUUUACUGUAAUUAACCCUGCUAUUAAACUAAGAGGGGAAAUUCCACUCUUAUUCAGAGAGCCAAUCAAUUCAAAGGUGGAAGAAUCAAGAAUGAUAAACAUUUAGGAUGUAAAGUGUAAGCUGUCUAAUUAGGCUGACCUGCGGUAGACCAUGGCUGUCUGCGUUCUGAACAGUACCCUAUUCCUUUCAUAGUGCACUACUUUUCACCAGGUCCCAUACGGCCCUGGUCAAAAAGUAGUGCACUUUAUUGGGAAUAGGGUGCAGUUUUGGAUGCUGCCAUGACUAAUACCCUCAUUGCUGGCCUGUAUGACAUGACCAUACUGAAGAGUCAUUGGGUUUUUCUAUACUUUUUCUAUUGCAUUCAUAUGGCGCUGUUUCUAACCAUGCAUGUUUUAACUGUUCAUGUUUUUAUUGUUAAGUAGUUAGAUUGUGGCCUCCUUGUCCCUGACCCAAUCAGUAACUAGAUUGUGGUCUCCUUGUCCCUGACCCAAUCAGUAACUGUUCUAUAUAUUCAUUAUGUACUGCAGUUUUGUUAGAACAUUUUGUUUUUUGUAGGAUAGUACUACAUUAUCAUAAAGAUGUUGGAAAAUAAAGCUUCUGAAACCAAGAA
Coregonus clupeaformis (lake whitefish) is the source of this 5492-nucleotide messenger RNA. RefSeq names its product TAF2 RNA polymerase II, TATA box binding protein (TBP)-associated factor (gene taf2). Gene Ontology annotation, biological process: transcription initiation at RNA polymerase II promoter. The record is from RefSeq and is a predicted model, not a curated record. The coding region runs from base 455 to 4108 and encodes 1217 amino acids. Gene Ontology annotation, cellular component: transcription factor TFIID complex. The transcript is spliced from 27 exons. Gene Ontology annotation, molecular function: transcription cis-regulatory region binding; chromatin binding; RNA polymerase II general transcription initiation factor activity. Lineage: Eukaryota; Metazoa; Chordata; Actinopteri; Salmoniformes; Salmonidae.